AACGCCAACACACAAACGCAUAUAACCACGUCCACGCUGUCUCCCUCCUUUCGCUGCUGAUGAUUUCGUUUGCGUGCGCAGCCAAUCUAAGUAGACCCUGUGUCCACAACGUUACCGCUCGCUGUCCUCAUUUCAGGGAAAGGUCUUAUGCCAUCAUGGCCCGCAAAGGAGCAAGUGUUGGAGGCGGCUACAAACGCGGCGGCGCCAGCGGAUCUAACAAACACGGCAGAGCGACCCACAAGAGACCACCGCUCACGCAUUUUGUGUGCAUACCGUUGGUUACAGAUGUCACUCGGCCGCAACUUGACGCGUCCCUCUCUCGCUUUCGGGAUCUUCUUGCGGAAAACAACAAAGGCGUCGACGGACCCGCUUCGGCGCAGACGUUUGUGCCCGUGAAGGCUGUCCGACCGGUUGGCACGAUCCACUUCACCCUCGGCGUCAUGAGUUUGACCUCCGUCGACAGGGUGAGCGAGGCGAUCGGCUUUUUACAAAGCCUCGACCUAAGGCAACUCAUGCAGGAGGUGUUGCUUGAGAGGAAGAGCGACAACGGGGUGGCGCCGUGGCCUUUGAAGAUAUCGCUGACGUCUCUGCAUUCCAUGCAUCCACCAGAGAACACCUCGAUCCUGUACGCGGGUCCCCAGGAUGCCAACGACGUUCUGAGCCCUUUCUGCGCAAAGCUGUCCCAGAUGUUCAGGUCCGCUGGUUUCACCUCGGACGACAGACCGCUCAAGCUUCACGCGACCAUUUUGAACACCAUCUACGCCAAGGCUGGGGGUCGUGGACGGCAGCCUGUUCCGGCGGGCCCACGAGGCGAGAGCUCGUCGCAGGCCACGUCUGCCCUACGGCGUCCCCAAGAUGCAAAUGACGCCAAGUCAACGAUGGCCGGAGAGGGAGGCUCAGCUCAAGACGAUUCUGGAUCUGAAAGACAAGGAAGGGAUCAGGACACCUCGCGAGGCCACGGGCCAAAUGCGAGGGCCCCCAUUCGGCUCGACGCGACCUCUUUGCUGGAGGAGUGCAAAGAAAUCGUGUGGGCAUCAGACUUCACGUUGGAAAAGAUUGCACUGUGCAAGAUGGGCGCAAAGAAAGUGUUCGGCGACGACGGCGAGGUCGUCGAUGAAGAGUACGAGGAGGUCGCCUCCGUACCGCUACCAUUGUGAAUAGGAU
Verruconis gallopava is the source of this 1164-nucleotide messenger RNA. RefSeq lists its product as uncharacterized. NCBI's taxonomy places the organism in Eukaryota, Fungi, Ascomycota, Dothideomycetes, Venturiales, Sympoventuriaceae. Gene Ontology annotation, cellular component: nucleus. The record is from RefSeq and is a predicted model, not a curated record. The transcript is spliced from 2 exons. Gene Ontology annotation, biological process: DNA alkylation repair; regulation of DNA-templated transcription. The coding region runs from base 60 to 1157 and encodes 365 amino acids.